AUGCGAGCACAAAAUGGUGAUGUCAGCAGAAGGUGUGAUAAAAGCAAAAUUGCUGACAUUUCCAAAAACUGUGUUGACAACCAAAAGUUGGUCACUCCCUCCAGUGCCGAAUCCCCAAAGCUUGGUCUUCAUAAUGACAUCUCCCCAACGUCAGAUGACUGUGGUCAGUUUUCAGGCUGCUCGACUCCAGACCAUCAAGUCUCUGGCCAGAGCAACACAAUUGAUGAAGACCAACUCAGAUUGGCUUGCGAACAUAUAAUCGAGCAACAGCAGAAGGCAUGGCUUGCCUUUAAAAGAGCUAAAAGGAAUGGACGCCGUUCUUUGACUAGGCAGGCCCUGGACGUCGAGAGACACCCUCUGAAAGAAAGUCCUAUCUCAAACACAAGUGAUAACGUAAUUAGCAUACACUGCAAGAAUGAAGCAGCAUCUCUGAAGGCAAGUAAUACCUGUGAAGAAGGGCAUAUAAGUUCAGAACAGUUUGAUUCAGGACAUGGUUCAUCUGAAGAGCAUGAAAUAGUCUCCAAGACUGAAUGGUUUCCCAGUGCAGGAAACACAAAUUCAUGUAUAUCAAUAAGUCGACCUCAUUAUCGCUAUCACAUGCGCCGACAAAAAGGUCACUGUCCCGGGCCAAAGCCACAAACUAGCUUGGAUUCUGUUCCCUCACCUCUAGAGGCAGUAACAGCAACAAUGAAAACAACUCUGGGUGAACAGAGACGAUCACCAAAAGAUAACAGCUCAGAAUUCUUUAAACAGUCUUCCUUCAUGGCUGUGUAUUCUCAGGCAACAAAAUCCAAAAACGAAUUGUUAUUGGAAGCCAACUCUUCUUCCUCUCCUUCCCAAUUUCUAUCUUCUGUGUCUUCCCAUGUCUGCUCAGGUCUCACUUCCUGUUCCUCUUCUUCUUUCUCCUCAACUGUUGAUAUUCAGCAAGUCAUGACAAACUGCUCUCCAGUAACACUUGAAUCUGCUUGCAUGGUUAGCUCUGUUCUUAUCUAUCUAUCUAUCUAUCUAUCUAAAUUUAUCUAUCUAUUAUAUCUCUGUCUGUUCUUAUCUAUCUAUCUAUCUAUCUAUCUAUCUAUCUAUCUAUCUAUCUAUCUAUCUAUCUAUCUAUCUAUCUAUCUAUCUAUCUAUCUAAGUUCCUUGUGUAAUAAAAUCAUUCUGAUCAACAAUAAACACGCGCGCGCACACACAUACGCACGCGCGGUCAUUGUUUAUCUAUCUAUCUAUCUAUCUAUCUAUCUAUCUAUCUAUCUCAUUUUGUUCAUAUCUAUCUAUCUAUCUAUCUAUCUAUCUAUCUAUCUAUCUAUCUAUCAAAACACCUUUCUUUCUCUCUCUCUCUCUCUCUCUCUCUCUCUCUCUCAUACAUACAUACAUGAGAGUGAGAGAGUGAGAGCGAGGGAAUUUCCUUGUAUUUUCUUUCUCAUACCGGGGUAA
Messenger RNA from Acanthosepion pharaonis, 1431 nucleotides. NCBI's taxonomy places the organism in Eukaryota, Metazoa, Mollusca, Cephalopoda, Sepiida, Sepiidae. The record is from the annotation of a GenBank genome assembly.